Amoebophrya sp. A120 is the source of this 4050-nucleotide messenger RNA. Lineage: Eukaryota; Dinophyceae; Syndiniales; Amoebophryaceae. The record is from the annotation of a GenBank genome assembly.
CUCCUUUCGACACGAAAAAUGCAGCGCGCAAUCAGCACCAAGCAGAUCUUUUGAUGGCAGCAGGAAGCAACUUGAUGAAUAUCGAUCAUUUCAUCUAGAUCCGCCAUAAUAUUUUGGUUGACCGUAUUACUUAAACAAGGGCCAUGGCAGCUGCAUGACCUCAAAUGUUCUGCAGAAUCCAGGAUCAUCAAAAUCCACAGAUACUGAUAUAUCCCCCUAUCAACGCUUCGGUUGUUCUAUGUUUUUUGACAGGCACUUCUUCCGCCCCACAGCAUGAUAGGACGUCGCAGAUAUUUUUGUACAAAGCGUUGAUAUAAUGCCGCUUAUCGAUAUGACGUUUCUCUUUCCAAGAAGAAAAGCGUAGAACCACUUGAUUACAGCCACUACCACUACCUCAAAUCAUGUCGGACGACGAAGCUGAAGUGAAGAAGCGGGCCGCUAAGCCGAGCUCCGACGAUGACGAGUCGUCUUCCGACGACCUGGGCCCCAUGCCGGCCCCGGAGAAGCCGGGAAAGGAGGAGAAGAAGAAGAAGAGAAAAAUCAUGAAAAACGAGAAGCUGUACCAGGAAAACUUGCCAAAGUCGCAGAUGUACGAGAAGUCUUUUAUGCACCGGGAACCCGUGCGGGUGAUCUGCACCUCGACGGAUUGUGACUUCGUCGUGACCGGCAGUGAGAAGGACGGCAUCGUGAAAUUCUGGAAAAAACAGCACCAGGGGAUCGAAUUUGUCAAGCUGUACCGGGCGCACGCGCUAUCCUUGCUGCACAUGACUUUGUCCGCCAGUGACGGGCGAAAUUUGGCCACGGUCGGUGUGGACUGCCAAUUUGACGCAAAAGGUAUUUUUUUUACUACGAGAGUUUAUGCGUAUCAAUCAAUCUUGUGAUCCGGGGUCGUGUUUAAUAUUCCGAACAUGUUUGAAAAUGGAUUCUACAACUUCUGCCCAGGCAGGUCCUUACAAGCUUUUUUUCCACGUAAACGCAUUGAUGCCGAUGCGUACUUCUCUAUAAACUAUUAUGUUUGUAUAGCAUGAACACCAAGAAACUGCACGAAACUCAUCUCCAGGUAAGCCCAUCGCGUCCUCGCGUACCUGCGCUCUGAAAUAUUUUGACGUGGCCAAUUUCGAUCUGUCUCAAAUGAUCAAGUUGGACUUCGUCCCGCUGGUCUGCUGCUUCGUCAGCCGGAAGGAAAAAGCGGACGUGAGAAUCGCCGUCACGGAUCAGAACUCCGGCGCCAUCCGGAUCUUCAGUCAGUCGCAGUAUUACAGUGAAAAAUGCCCCCUCCCCAUAUCAAAACGGAAAUCUGUGAUGCAGAUUUGUGGUCACAAAUCAGCUUUGUGAUGCUAGAAGGCAAAAGAUGCGGACUGUAGUGCUGUCUAGCGUGGGAAAGCCUUGCAGCUCCAGGAUGACAAAAGGCAACUGGAAGUGGGAAACAGCAUGACAGAUUAACUGCGAUUUAGGCCGCAGCUUCGUUUCUUGGCCUUCUAGCAAUACAAGUUGAUUUGUGUACUCAAAUACAGCAUCACAAGUUCGCGCAUCUUUCGUUUCCGAUAUGGGGUGGGGGCUUUUUUCACUUUGAUACGCAGUCCCAAGUGAGCCAGAAACCUAUUCUCGAGUUAUUGUGAGGAAAAAUCCCCCCUCCCCAUACCAAAACGGGAUACUUCUCAAAAUUUGUGAUGCUGAUUUGAGGUCACAAAUCGUCUCUGCAUUGCAAGAAGACAAAUAAAAAACCCCGCCGCGUUCUGCAGGCAAUUUGUAAUGCUGUCUGGCCUACAGAGAACGCCCCUACCUUGCUAAGCGCCUACACCAAAACAUCCCUAGUCCGGCUUUGUAUCUGUCUGCAGUCCUCUACGGCAAGACAAAGCCGAUUUGUGUACACAAAUCCCGCAUCACAGAUUUCCAUUUCGAUAUGGGGUGGGGGGAUUUUUCCUUUUGAUACGAGUUCACGCAGCGGCACCAGCACCCGAUCUCCAUCCUGGAGUACCACCCCGCGCUGGACAUGUUAUCAAAUGUAAAAAUGUCUGGGUCUGGAAGAUUGGAACUUCAACUUGUCAUGCUAAAUCUGCAGCAUGCAAAAAUCUGUGUUGCAUGAUUGCCAAAAGUCGUCCAGUUUUGACCAAGUCGGGAGGGAGUUUCUCAUGCAGGAGAGGCAUGAGAAAGGUCCCGCAGAGUCUGUCAUGCUAGGUCUUGCAUUCCAGACCUCAUGGGUCAUGGAAAAGCAGCAUGACAAAUCGCGCAUUCUUCCAGACCCAGACACUUUUACAUUUGAUACAUGUGCCUGUCGCACGAUAAAAAGGGGUUUCUGGAACUCUGGGAUCCCGAGACCGGGAACUGGCCGAGUAGCGGGACCAGCCAGCAAACGGGGGAGAAGCGGUUAGACCGAUUUGACAUGAACAAACCCGUGAAAUUCAACCGUCAGCUGCUCAAGUUCAAGUCAAAGACGGACGGCACGGAUCUGUACGAGCUGAACAAAAAGCAGACCUCCGCGGUAUCGCUCAAAUUCAGCCCGAACGGCGAGUACUUCGCCAUGCUCUGCUUGGAUGAACGGGUCCGGAUCUUUCGCACAAGAACCGGAAAGAAGUUUCUCGAACUCGACGAGGCCGUGGACCAGUUGACGAUAGCGCAGAACGACCCAGCGCAGCGCAUUUUGCACCUGGACCACUUUGACUUCGGGAAACGGGUGGCGGUCGAGCGAGAACUGAAAAAGUCGCCCUGCUACCAGUGGCAGUCGCUUUCCUUCGACGAAAGCUCAAAUUAUUUACUCUACCCGACCCUGUGCGGCGUGAAAAUCUUCAACCUGACAUUGCGGAAACUGGAGAAUUUGCUCGGAAAAGUGGAGUCAACAGAAAGGUUUUUGCAGUGCGCGUUAUUUCAGGGGAAAGGACAGAAGCGGAUGGUCGGGGCGAGUGAGGCACUCGCUGGGAAUGCGUAUUUGUUGAUAUAAGAUUUUUGCUUUUCUGCUUCUGCAUGUUCAAAUAGUAUAUGUUUGAGUUGUGGGUCAACAUCCAUUUCAAUCCUGAUUUGUGUUUGUUCAGUUGGUCCGGAUUUGUGUGAGCCUGACGAUGCGUGCUGCAGAACGUUUCUGCAGAGUAGCUGUUCGGCGCGAGCAAUACAGGUGCACGACGUGCUGGUGCAGCACUCGUGUCGAGGGCAGAGCAGGCGAAGUGCAAUAUAAUUUUUAGCUGAAAAGAAUAAACUGUCAAACACUACAGCCCCGGCCAGCAGCUUGAAACCGACCCUACUCUUUUCGCGACGUCGUUUCGCAAGAACCGGUUUUUUCUCUUCACGAAGCGCGACCCCGAGGACGAUUUGGGGGAGGACGAAGUGGGGCGCGACGUCUUCAACGAGCUCCCCUCCAAGGAGGAGCAGGCCCUCGCGGUCUCGGCCGCGGACACGGUGCGGCUGGGCCGCGAAGCCAUCAUAUCCACUUCGUUCGGCGACAUCGUCAUCUCGCUUUUCUUCAACGAGUGCCCGAAGACGGUGGAAAACUUCUGCACGCACGCGAAGAACGGGUACUACAAUAAUCUCCGGUUCCACCGUGUGAUCAAGGGCUUCAUGAUCCAAACCGGCGACCCGCAAGGCGACGGCACCGGUGGGGAAUCCAUCUGGGGCGGCCACUUCGCCGACGAAAUUCGGUCGAAUCUGCGGCACGACAGGCCGUUCACGGUGUCCAUGGCCAACGCCGGACCAAACACCAACGGCUCGCAGUUCUUCAUCACCACGGUAAAUUGCCCGCACUUGGACCGCCUGCAUACCGUGUUCGGCCGGGUGGUAAAGGGGGAAGAGGUGGUCUCCCGGAUCGAGCGGGUAGCGACGCGAGUGGACGAUAGACCUGUGCAAGAUGUGCAAAUGAUGUCCAUACAAGUCACCGGAUGAGGAUAAUGCUUUCAGAGGACCACGCAGAUCCGCCAUGGUAAAGAUGAAAAACUAGCGACACUUAAAAAUCGAUGGUAUCAGACAUAUAUGAAUCACUGAAUCUCUAUCUCAGUCUGCUAUAUAUACAAGACGAGGUCGAGCCGUCAAAUUCGCCCCCACUCAGAAGAUGCCAGUGUUGUG